Molecule: messenger RNA, 4034 nt
Organism: Psammomys obesus (fat sand rat)
Lineage: Eukaryota; Metazoa; Chordata; Mammalia; Rodentia; Muridae
Gene: Dnm1l
Product: dynamin 1 like
Exons: 21
Coding region: 124-2373 (749 amino acids)
Biological process (GO): mitochondrial fission; mitochondrial fragmentation involved in apoptotic process
Cellular component (GO): cytoplasm; membrane; mitochondrion
Molecular function (GO): GTP binding; microtubule binding; GTPase activity
Source: RefSeq, a predicted model, not a curated record
CGACCCAAUGGGUGCUGGCUCCCGAGGAGAGGGCGGAGGAGAAGAGGAAGCAAAGCCAGUUGUGGGCCAAGUCCCCAUUCAUUGCAGUAGCCUGUUGGUUUGGGGUCCUGUGUUUCCAGAGUCAUGGAGGCGCUAAUCCCGGUCAUCAAUAAGCUGCAGGACGUCUUCAACACGGUGGGCGCCGACAUCAUCCAGCUGCCUCAGAUCGUCGUGGUGGGAACGCAGAGCAGUGGAAAGAGCUCAGUGCUGGAAAGCCUAGUGGGAAGGGACCUUCUUCCCAGAGGGACUGGUGUGGUUACCCGGAGACCUCUCAUUCUGCAGCUGGUCCAUGUUGCACCAGAAGAUAAACGAAAAACAACAGGAGAAGAAAAUGACCCUGCUACAUGGAAAAACUCAAGACACCUUUCUAAAGGAGUUGAAGCAGAAGAAUGGGGUAAAUUUCUUCACACUAAAAACAAGCUUUACACAGAUUUUGAUGAAAUUCGACAAGAAAUUGAAAAUGAAACCGAAAGAAUUUCAGGAAAUAAUAAGGGAGUAAGCCCUGAGCCAAUCCAUCUUAAGGUUUUCUCACCCAACGUUGUCAAUCUGACACUUGUGGAUUUACCAGGAAUGACCAAAGUACCUGUAGGUGAUCAACCCAAGGAUAUUGAGCUUCAAAUCAGAGAGCUUAUUCUUCGGUUCAUCAGUAAUCCUAAUUCCAUUAUCCUUGCUGUUACUGCUGCAAAUACAGAUAUGGCAACAUCAGAGGCACUCAAGAUUUCCAGAGAGGUAGAUCCAGAUGGGCGCAGAACUCUAGCUGUGAUCACCAAACUUGAUCUCAUGGAUGCGGGUACUGAUGCCAUGGAUGUAUUGAUGGGAAGGGUUAUUCCAGUCAAGCUUGGAAUAAUUGGAGUAGUAAACAGGAGCCAGCUAGAUAUUAACAAUAAGAAGAGUGUAACUGAUUCAAUCCGUGAUGAAUAUGCUUUUCUUCAAAAGAAAUACCCAUCUCUGGCCAACAGAAAUGGAACAAAGUAUCUUGCCAGGACCCUGAAUAGGUUACUUAUGCAUCACAUCAGAGAUUGUUUACCAGAACUAAAAACUAGGAUAAAUGUUUUAGCUGCUCAGUAUCAAUCCCUUCUAAAUAGCUAUGGUGAACCUGUGGAUGAUAAAAGUGCAACUUUACUCCAGCUUAUUACCAAAUUUGCCACAGAGUAUUGUAACACCAUUGAAGGAACGGCAAAGUACAUCGAAACUUCUGAGCUAUGCGGUGGUGCUAGAAUUUGUUAUAUUUUCCAUGAGACUUUUGGGCGAACUUUAGAAUCUGUUGACCCACUAGGUGGCCUUAACACUAUUGACAUUUUGACUGCCAUUAGAAAUGCUACUGGCCCUCGUCCUGCUUUAUUUGUGCCUGAAGUUUCAUUUGAGUUACUGGUCAAACGGCAGAUCAAGCGUCUGGAAGAACCCAGCCUCCGGUGUGUAGAGCUUGUUCAUGAGGAGAUGCAGAGGAUCAUCCAGCACUGUAGCAAUUACAGCACACAGGAAUUGUUACGGUUCCCUAAACUUCAUGAUGCAAUAGUUGAAGUAGUGACUUGCCUUCUUCGGAAACGGUUGCCCGUUACUAAUGAAAUGGUACAUAACUUAGUGGCAAUUGAGCUAGCUUAUAUCAACACAAAACAUCCCGACUUUGCUGAUGCUUGUGGGCUAAUGAACAAUAAUAUAGAGGAACAAAGAAGAAACAGGCUAGCAAGAGAACUACCUUCAGCUGUAUCACGAGAUAAGUCUUCUAAAGUUCCAAGUGCUUUGGCACCCGCCUCCCAGGAGCCCCCCCCUGCUGCUUCUGCUGAGGCUGAUGGCAAGUUAAUUCAGGACAGCAGAAGAGAAACUAAAAAUGUUGCAUCUGCAGGUGGUGGGAUUGGAGAUGGUGGUCAGGAACCAGCAACAGGCAACUGGAGAGGAAUGUUGAAAACUUCAAAAGCUGAAGAAUUACUUGCUGAAGAAAAAUCAAAACCGAUUCCAAUUAUGCCAGCAAGUCCACAAAAGGGCCAUGCUGUCAAUUUGCUGGAUGUGCCAGUUCCAGUUGCACGAAAACUGUCUGCCCGUGAACAGCGAGAUUGUGAGGUUAUUGAAAGACUCAUCAAAUCAUAUUUUCUAAUUGUCAGAAAGAAUAUUCAAGACAGUGUCCCAAAGGCAGUAAUGCAUUUUUUGGUUAAUCAUGUGAAAGAUACUCUCCAGAGUGAAUUGGUAGGACAGCUGUAUAAAUCAUCCUUAUUAGAUGACCUUCUGACUGAAUCUGAGGACAUGGCACAGCGUAGAAAAGAAGCAGCUGAUAUGCUAAAGGCGUUACAAGGAGCCAGUCAAAUUAUUGCUGAAAUCCGAGAGACUCAUCUUUGGUGAACAGAUCUGUUUAACACCCAGAUUUUGUUGACUUGAACCUCCUAGCUACUGCCUAACUGAGUAGAAGUUUAUUUAUGAACUCUUGUAUAUUGCAGUGUAUGAGUUUGCUCAUGCGAAGACUGGCUAUACGCUGAAAAGUAUACUCUGCAUUAUGAAACAAAUCACAUGUCUAAUUCACAUUUUUCAAGUUCCCUUUGAUACAUGUAUAUCAAGUCUGUCCGUUUCAAACUUACAAGUUUAUGUUGUACUGUACAAAGGAAUUUUGCCUGUGCAUAUGAUGACCCGUGUAACAUUUUUUAGUCUUAAAGCUGCAGCUGUAGUCCUCAAAAAGGAAGCUCCAGGACAUUUCAUGACUAUAAUGCAUGCACUAUUUUUAUAGACUGGCCUGGCUUUAAAAGAUGCAGGUUCCUCACAUAAUCAAUGUAUCUACCUAUCCUUCAUUUUUAUAGUCUUAAAAAACAAAACAAAAAGACUUGCUGUUAUAAGUAAUGUAUAAGAUCUGAAAGACUCAAAGAUGAAGAAAACAGACUGUGUAGCUAGUGGCUCCUCUGAGUCCAUACUGCCUUAGAGUCUUAGAAAUUACAAUAUGCUUUGAUUCAUAAUUAAGGCUGAAAACAUGAAUUGACUUUCUGCAUUAAAAAACAUUGGGAACUAUCCUGGUAACAAUGGCCGGUCUUGUUAGUUUCUGAAAAAUCUAAUGGAGACCUAGAAUUUCCCUUACUUACAAAUACAGCAAUAGCAGUUCAGAUACACCCUUAAUGUAAGGCACUUGCAUUGGGCUCCAAGAAGUGGUUCUUAAAAUUCUACUCUUACAUACACUGGUAAUGGUUACUUUAGUUCCAUACCAACAGAAUAUAUAAGAAAAAUUGUAUGAAAAUAGCAGUGGAACUUAAAAAAACCUGGACAUAACACAUACACCUAAAAAUUUGUAAACUAUUAAAUCUUAUUCAGGGUUGAGGGUAACAAAAUACAACCUAUUUUGUGAAAAUUGCCUGGGCAAUUCAUGGUGUAAACUAAGCAUUAAAAAUUUUUCAGACCAAAGUAGAAAUCUUUGGUGUAUCUAGUUCUAUCUCUGACCAAAUAAUACAUUAGUUUUAUAAAUGCUAAAAUCUCUUUUCAGGUUAUGGCCAGGCAUUUCAUGAAGUAUUAUUAGGAAGGAAAACAAGGACAUGUUAUCUUUAGUUUAUGAUACACAUUGAGUGAUCUCAAAUAUAAAAAGGCUCACUUUAGUCCAAUGAUACCAUACUCAGUCUGUUAAUAGUGACAGCUUGACUGUGAGUGCACACUGCCUAAAUAUGUUAGCACACUUAAAAAAAAUUCUGCCUUCCAACUAUUAGGUAUCCAUGAUUUAUUUUUCAAGAGAGAAGACUACCACUGUAGCCUUUUUAAUUUGUAAGGGGAAAAGAAUGUACCUUUAUCCAACAUUUCAAAUAGGUUGUAAAUGGGAGAUGUUAGCUUUAAAAAUACCCUAUUAUAAUGUACUUGUUAGCACUACACACUUUGUACAAAGAAAAACAACCAAGAAACGUAGGGAAAGAGAGAAGCUUCUUUUAUGUGCUUUUACACCGAGUUGUGUUCUGAAACAUGGAGAUAAUCUGGCAUAUUUACAAGACCACUGUAUGUUCUUUCUAUGUAAAUAAAAAUGCUGGUAUGAAAUGGCA